GUCUCACUUUCACUCUUCACAGUACAAAAAUUUUUCUGAUUCCUCUCCUUCCACUAUCUAUUCUGUCCUCAGUCUACUCAUCCAGAGAUGCAGCUAAGAAUGAUUAUCUAGAUCCCUCUCUCUAAGCUCACCACAUUGGACUUCUCUUAGUACGUCAAUCAGUUUCAGUGGCGUACACAGCACAGGUUCAUGGUUCUGCAGGAAGAUGGGUGGCCUCUUGGCCUAAGACCACUGAAUGCAAGAAUUGGGUUGGUGAGAAAUCGUGAUUUCAAUGGAUCAAUUUCAUUUAGCACUCUGCUUACUGGUUCUCCUAGCUCCACCGCAGAUUCUUCCUCAGAUCCCGAUACAGAGUCUACUGGAUCUUUCUUCCAUGACAAGAGCAUCACACUUGGGAGCCUUAUUGGAGUAUCUAGCAUUCUAGAGCUCUCUCGAAGAUCAACUAGGAGAAGAAGAACAGCAGAAACAUUAAGAGACCAGAAGAAUUGCAAGUCAAAAUCUUGGUUCUUCUCAUUAUGCUCAAAGCUAAGCACUGAUGCUGUUAACAAGAACAACUCUCCUCCUCUUGGUCACUUUCUUGAAGCAGAGAGGAGAGCAGCUAACAUUCACAGAAGCGAUAGCCCAAUGUUAUAUGGACCUAAUGAUUUCUCCCCCGUUCGAACCAAUUCAGAUCCUAAUUCCCUCUUUAUUGGUGGUCAGGUUGCUCCUCAAUCAAGUUCUUCAUUGGAGGCAGAUGCCGGAAGAAGAUCCAACACAGAAUUAUUAGAACAUGGCAAUGGGUAUGGAUUUCCACUAUUGUUCUCAUGUUUGUGUGGACAACUGAUUGAAUGAUGAGUUCCUGUUGAACGUUCUUUAAUGGCUUGUUCAUCUAAGCAAGUACUUAUUGCUAAAUUUUAAUGGCUGUAAUUAAAUUUUAUUUGUCUUUAGACAUUAUCACUAAAUAUCAUAGAAUUUCUACUUAUUUUGAGCAUAUAAAUUAAAAAUAUUUUCUUC
This is a messenger RNA of Hevea brasiliensis (rubber tree), 990 nucleotides long. RefSeq lists its product as uncharacterized. The record is from RefSeq and is a predicted model, not a curated record. The transcript is spliced from 4 exons. NCBI's taxonomy places the organism in Eukaryota, Viridiplantae, Streptophyta, Magnoliopsida, Malpighiales, Euphorbiaceae. The coding region runs from base 190 to 828 and encodes 212 amino acids.